AUGGCGGACACUGCCUCGAAGCAUCGAGCUGAGUUUGCCUUUGCUCAGCUUGAGAACGAGAGAUCUCUGACAUCUCUUCGUGACGAGCUAAGGGUAGCUCGUGGGAUUGUUGAUCGGUCUCGGGCUGAGAUAACUGCUCUUCAGACCCUUGUUGAUGCCCACCAUCGGGAGCACAAGGCUCUCUGCGAGAUGCUUGAGCGCAAUGGCGUUCUUCAUCGGAAGAAGCAGCGUACUGAUGGUACGGCUUAA
Peronospora matthiolae is the source of this 249-nucleotide messenger RNA. Lineage: Eukaryota; Oomycota; Peronosporomycetes; Peronosporales; Peronosporaceae. The record is from the annotation of a GenBank genome assembly.